This is a messenger RNA of Vigna umbellata (rice bean), 3779 nucleotides long. NCBI's taxonomy places the organism in Eukaryota, Viridiplantae, Streptophyta, Magnoliopsida, Fabales, Fabaceae. The record is from RefSeq and is a predicted model, not a curated record.
UUUUAAGAAAAGAUAAUCUUUUGAAAAAUGUUACACUUAUAUAGUUUCUUUGGCAACAUGAAUGUAACUGAGAAAUCAUUGAAACCUGAACAUCACCUCUAUUCCAUGAAACCCUUUCUUCCUGCUUUCUUUCAAACUCAACAAUGUCCAAAGCCAUUCUUUCUCGAAUCAAACCUCGUCACCGCCUCAAAAUUUCCUCCUCUUUGCCUCCCCACAUCAACAACCUCGUCUCUGACGUCAUCCGAAUCCUUAAAUCCCAUCAAUCGCAGGAAUCCCUCCAAUCUCGCUUUGCUCAAUCCAAUGUUAUUGUUUCCGACAUUGCCCAUUUCGUCAUUGAUCGUGUCCACGACCCGGAACUCGCUCUGAAGUUCUUCGAUUGGGCUUCCACCCGACCCUUCUCUUGUUCUCUCGAUGGGGUUGCCCAUUCCUCUCUUCUGAAGCUCUUGGCCAGGUUCAGAGUGUUCUCGGAGAUCGAGUCGGUGUUGGAGAGCAUGAAAGCUCAAAACUUGGUCCCUACCCGUGGAGCAUUCAGUGCUUUGAUUGUUACAUAUGGAGAAUUUGGGUCGGUUGAUAGGGCUCUCCAGUUAUUCCAUGCAGUGCGUGAAAUGCAUAAUUGUUUUCCCAGUGUUGCCGCAAGCAAUUCGUUGCUGAAUGGCUUGGUCAAGAGCGGGAAAGUCGAUGUUGCGCUUCAGCUGUAUGAUAAAAUGCUUCAAACAGAUGAUGGAACUGGUGCUGCUGUGGAUAACUAUAGCACCUCGAUAGUGGUGAAGGGCCUGUGCAACUCGGGGAAAAUUGAGGACGGUUGGAGGUUGAUUAAGGAUAGAUGGGGAAAAAGUUGUGUGCCACAUGUUGUGUUUUAUAAUAUGAUUAUUAAUGGGUAUUGCAAGAAGGGUGAUCUCCAAAGUGCAACUAGAGCUCUCAAGGACUUGAAAAUGAAGGGGGUUUUGCCAACUGUAGAAACUUACGGAGCUUUAAUUAAUGGAUUUUGCAAGGCAGGGGAGUUUGAAGCAGUUGAUCAAUUUCUGACAGAAAUGGCUGCAAGGGGAUUGAAUACGAAUGUCAAAGUGUUUAAUAGUAUUAUUGAUGCAGAAUAUAAGCAUGGUUUGGUAGCCAAAGCAGCUGAUACAAUGAGAAGGAUGGCUGAGAUGAGUUGUGAACCAGAUAUUACAACUUACAAUGUUAUGAUUAACUUUUCGUGUAGGGGUGGAAGGACUAAAGAAGCUGAUAAACUGAUAGAAAAGGCGAAAGAAAGGGGAUUGCUUCCUAAUAAAUUUAGCUAUACACCCCUCAUGCAUGCUUAUUGCAAGCAAGGGGAUUAUAUUAAGGCAUCAAGUAUGCUUUUUAGGGUUGCUGAACUGGGAGAAAAGCCAGACUUGGUUUCUUAUGGAGCUUUUAUACAUGGAGUAGUCGUUGCUGGGGAAAUUGAUGUUGCAUUGAUGGUCAAAGAGAAAAUGACGGAGAAGGGUGUACUUCCUGAUGCUCAAAUUUACAAUGUUUUGAUGAGCGGUCUCUGCAAAAAUGGAAGGUUUUCUGCCAUGACAUUACUACUUUCAGAAAUGCUUGAUCAAAAUGUUCAACCUGAUGCAUAUGUCUAUGCCACCCUGAUAGACGGGUUUAUUAGAAGUGGUGAGCUUGAUGAGGCAAUUAAGCUUUUUGAAGUCAUAAUUAGAAAGGGUAUAGACCCUGGUGUUGUGGGGUAUAAUGCCAUGAUCAAAGGCUUCUGUAAAUUCGGAAAGAUGACAGAUGCUCUGUCAUGCUUAAAUAAGAUGAAAAAUGUGCAUCAUGCUCCAGAUGAAUAUACGUAUUCCACAGUUAUAGAUGGAUAUGUAAAACAGCAUGACAUGAGUAGUGCCCUCAAGAUGUUUGGACAAAUGAUGAAAUAUAAAUUCAUGCCAAAUGUGAUCACCUACACCUCUUUAAUCAAUGGGUUCUGUAAGAAAGCAGAUAUUAUCAGAGCUGAAAAAGUUUUCGGAGGAAUGAAAACUUUCAAUUUGGAGCCUAAUGUUGUCACCUACACCACACUAGUUGGGGGUUUCUUUAAGGCUGGUAGACCUGAGAAAGCAACAUCCAUUUUUGAGUUAAUGAUGAUGAAUGGUUGCCUUCCAAAUGAUGCUACAUUCCAUUACAUGGUAAAUGGUUUAACAAAUACUGCACCUACUCCGGUUCUUGUUGAGAAAAGCGAUUCCAAGGAAAAUGAGAGGUCACUGAUUUUGGAUUUCUUCACAAUGAUGAUUUUGGAUGGAUGGGGGCCGGUGAUUGCAGCUUAUAAUUCUAUUAUUGUUUGUCUUUGUAAACACGGAAUGGUUGACACUGCCCAAUUAUUGCAAACUAAGAUGCUGAAUAAGGGAUUUCUUAUAGACUCUGUAUGUUUCACUGCUCUGCUACAUGGUUUAUGCCAAAAAGGCAAGUCAAAAGAAUGGAGAAAUAUUGUAUCCUGUGAUCUAAGUAAGACUGAACUUCAAACUGCUGUUAAAUAUUCCCUGACAUUAGACAAAUACCUAUAUCAGGGAAGGCUCUCAGAGGCUUCAGUUAUUUUACAGACCUUGAUUGAAGACUCCAAGUUUUCUGAACAGCCUGAUAAAAAUCUAAAGGUUAUAGCAAGAUAGAGACUGAGGAAAUUCCAUUGCAUGAGGAAAUUUUACAGAUUAAAGAAGUCGAGCAAUAUUUCAGUCAUGUAUGAAUGUGUAUAUAAUGUGAUCUACAUAGAAUUUAAAGAAGACAUUUAUAUUGUCUUUUCUGAAUUCUAUUAACCUUCUUGAUGUCAGCAAACAGCAAAUAGACAACACAAAUUAUCUUCAGACAGUCAUUUUAUGAAGAGUAUAUAAGUGAAUCAUUAUCAUCCCCAACCUUUUUCACUAUUACUAGCAUCAGUUAAAGAUGUUGAAUCUCAAUGCUUUGAAGCUGGCAUGCAUAAAGAUGUUGAAUAUCAAUGCUUUGAAGCCUGAGACAGCUGCCUGUAACAAUAAAGAGGUUCUGAAUUGAUAUAAAUCUUACAGUUGCGCGGUGUGCAUAUAGGUUUACUUUUCUCCCAUGGGAAGCAGCGGGAGCAUGUGUAUUGUAUAUAAUUUUUUGACAAAUAACAUCAAAUGUGUAUUAAAUCUCUAUUUCAUUAGUCUGUUGCAGCCAUUAGCUAUGAAAGUGGUCCAAGACCUUCCCAAUCCCCACAAACAUAGGAGGAAACUUUGCCUGACACGAAUACACGAUCCCAAGGUUGUUUGUUUCUUUGGUUUUUGACAGUUCCAAAGUUAUUUCUUCAGUUUCUGGCAGUUCACUUACCAUAUUGGGAAAAGUUCUCCUACAUAAUAAUUUGCCCCCACUGAUAUAUUUUCGCCUACUUUAAUGACUUUAUUGCCCCUUUCUGACUAUCCCAUGGGAUGGGAGAGGGGCAAAAUUGCAGCGAGCCUACAACACUAACCAAUUUCAAAGUCAAGGCAUUGGGAUAUAUAUUUUGCAGACUAGUCUAAAUGGAGUUGGAUUCUUCUUCACCAUAUCAGACAGUUGGGUUAUGCAUGCAUUCUGAUUCAGAUGUGAGAAAGCUGAAAAGUGUCUUAUGGAAGUAGUUGAAAUCUACAAUAGAGCUGAAGAACAGAGAAGAAUAAUUGGUUCUUCGUCAUCCCAGGUGUGAUCUUUGGUUGGUUUUCAUAAAUCAAGUAGUACAUUCAGUAAAAGGUCUCCUUGAUUUAUCAUUACCAUAUUUUCUAAAGCUAAAUUGUGUUGUGCGAGUCUACUCAGAUGAUUACAUGGACAAUUGAUAAAUACAACAAUGCUGCAGAUGUUCA